ACUGUCUUGUCUUCUUCACACGGUCGCGAAUCGUUAAGCUUCGUCGAUUCAAGCAGAUUUGUAGAAAGAUAGAUAGGAGGAAAAGACCCUCCAGGAAUUACAAAACCCUAGAGGACUCUCUUCAAUUCAACCUUAAAAACCACCAAUUGCGCCAUGACAAAGAAGAGAAAGCUCGAAUCUGAAUCCAACGAGACGUCAGAGCCGAUGCAGAAGCAGCAGGAAUGUGACAAAGAGAAUCCAGGAAUCAGAAAUGAUGAUCAUCAAAGAGACGAAGACCAAGUAGUAAACCACGACGCACUCAAGGAGGGACCUAAAGAUGACGAUAAUAUCGAAGCGGGGUCGUUGUCAGGAUCUAGGAAUUCGAGAAAUGAGGAUGAUGACGAAGAAGAGCCCCUCGAUGAUCUUUUAGAACCGUUCUCAAAGGAUCAGCUUUUGAUUCUUCUCAAAGAAGCCGCAGAGAGACAUCGUGAUGUAGCUGAUCGAAUCCGGAUUGUGGCUGAAGAGGAUCCUGUUCAUCGUAAGAUCUUCGUUCACGGGUUAGGAUGGGAUACUAAAGCCGACGCACUAAUCGAAGCUUUUAAACAUUACGGAGAGAUCGAAGAUUGCAAAUGCGUGGUUGAUAAGGUAUCUGGGCAAUCCAAAGGUUAUGGCUUUAUCCUCUUUAGGUCAAGGUCUGGUGCUCGUAAAGCGCUUAAGCAGCCUCAGAAGAAGAUUGGGACCCGUAUGACUGCGUGUCAGCUUGCUGCUGUAGGACCUGUUCAGGGAAACCCUGUGGUGGCUGCGCCUGCUCAGCAUUUUAGCCCUGAGAAUGUUCAGAGGAAGAUUUAUGUUAGUAAUGUUAGCGCUGAUCUUGAUCCGCGGAAGUUGCUGGAGUUUUUCUCAAGAUUUGGGGAGAUUGAAGAAGGUCCUUUGGGGCUUGAUAAAGCUACUGGGAGACCCAAAGGUUUCACUUUGUUUGUUUAUAGAUCUGCAGAAGGUGCCAAGAGGGCAUUGGAAGAGCCACAUAAGACCUUUGAAGGUCAUGUCUUGCAUUGCCAUAAAGCAAACGAUGGGCCAAAGCAGGGUAAGCAACAUCAACAUCAACAUCACCAUCAUUCUCACAAACAAAAUACUCGCUACCAAAGGAAUGAAAACACUGGUUAUGGUGCACCUGGAGGCCAUGGACAUUUCAUAGCUGGUAAUAACCAAUCUGCGCAGGCCAUAAACCCGGCUAUUGGCCAGGCCCUUACAGCUUUGUUGGCUUCUCAGGGUGCUGGUUUGGGUUUGAACCAAGCAUUUGGGCAGGCUUUGUUGGGGGCAUUAGGGACAGCUAGUCCAGUAGCUGCUGCUGGAAUGCCAAGCGGAUAUGGUACUCAAAAUAUCACACCUAGGGUCUAUCCUGCGUAUGGUGCCCAAGCCGGCUUUCAGGGUGGUUAUCAGACUCAGCAACCUGGUCAGGGCAGUGCUGGAAGAGGGCAGCAUGGAGUUCGCUAUGGUGGCCCUUACAUGGGUCAUUAGAUGUAGCCCACUCAGAAUGCAGAUAUUCCAAAACAGUUCUUUUAAUAUUGACAUGGUGAAUCUUCUGAAGUUAUUAAGGAGCUGAUGCAAAUGGAGUUGUUUAGUUUUUGGAUGAAAUGUUACUCUUUUCGUUUCUUCAAAGGCCAUGACUCUUCAAACCUUUCAAGAAGUUUUUAGUUUUCCCCUACUUAUUUUCCCAAAUCCCAACUCUUUUUAUGAAUAUCCCAAUGACAUUACUCUGAUUUUGCUAUCAUCGCCUCUUUUAAAACUUUUGUGAACGUUUUCAUUUGUAAACUUAAACAGUGUUCCUCAUGGACACAAAUGCUUUCAUUCUCUAUUUGAAUUCGUGUUUUCCAUAUUCUUGGUUCCCUCUAUAUUUUGCCGUUUUGUGAGUUUUUCUACUGCAUUCUCUAGAUUCAUGGUCAUGUUUUGUUACUUUGGAACCUUGUGAGAUCAUGAUCACACUUUCAAUAUAAAUUUGCACAUGAUGUCUUAUCUUGAUUUCCACAUAUAAUAUUUGCUUAAUCCUUGUUCCUCUCGCAGGUAAUUUUGACUGCAGGCUGAACCUAACACUAACGCUCUACAAAAUCGUAUGGGUACCUGCUAUUUGAAUGCUGCUCACCUGCUUUAUUUUUACUGACCAGAAAUGUUGUGAAUAUAGAAAUGACUGGUUUUUAACUAUAGAUGUAGGCAAUAGUUGUUUUCUUGUUUAGCUUCGGUAGGCAUCUGCCUGUACCAAAAAAGUCAACUUGUUUUGGCUCUGUGCUAAAAAGUUUGAACAAGUCUAUUUCAAGGUUUUGACUUGUUUUAGAGCAGCAUUUUGAAUCUAUAGCUAUGAAUGUGCAUUUUAAGUUGAUAUCGCGGAGGUUAUACUUAGUUAAAUUUCUAUCUGAGUUUGGUAACACAGACUAACACAGCUGGAAUUGGUGAUUUCUCUCGCAUCGUGGAGCUCUGAACUGUCUUCCCAAAAAGGUAAGUAAAACCAACGCAUUGUGAAUAUUUGUAUUUAAUGUAGAAGUAGAACCAUUGUUGAGGAAUGAAUUGAUGAUGAAAGUCCUUACACAAAUGUGCUUCCCCGUUUUUGUAUGUUGAGUCAGAGCUUCACGAGUGUAUGGUUAUGCUAACUGCCGGGGUUCUACCUAGUUACCCUCUAGGCUCUAUAGGCCACUAGGUUAUGAUAAGCAUGUGAAGUUUUUUACAUUACUUGAUUCUUAGGAGACCUAUGUUGGUACAGCCAGAUAGAUUGUGUGUUCUUGUUCUCUCUUUCGGCAGGAUCGAGCUGCCACAUAUGAUUCACUGAAUCUGUAUGUGUUAUAAUCAUUGAAGGACAGGCAAAUAUACAAAGGAAGAAGAGUCUUAUGACAUUUGAUGUGUUAGAUGAUAAGAAGAAGAGAGAAGUGUGAGAGACUGAGAGUAAUUAAAGAAAGAGAAAAGGGAAACAGAAACACGUGGGAGAACAUCCCAAAGAGGAAGCACACGCGGAUCUUCAUGCAAAGCCGAUUCUCCCAUGUGGUCCCUUCCUCCCUUUGUCCCCCUCCCCCUUUCUCCUUUUUCACCAUACAUACAACGAAUCUUCUUUUUUUUUUAUAAUAUCAAAUUUGGUUUUUAUCACAGUUCAACAACACCUUCUUGUUCUCGGUUACUUCCCCACUCUCACUUUUUAUAUAACAAGCGCAUUUUGGGAAACUUAUGUUUGUGAAAGACAAGUCUUGUUUAGAGAAAGUGAUUUAACAAUAGCUAAA
This is a messenger RNA of Camelina sativa (false flax), 3239 nucleotides long. RefSeq names its product UBP1-associated protein 2B. The record is from RefSeq and is a predicted model, not a curated record. Gene Ontology annotation, molecular function: RNA binding. Lineage: Eukaryota; Viridiplantae; Streptophyta; Magnoliopsida; Brassicales; Brassicaceae.